Molecule: messenger RNA, 2824 nt
Organism: Diprion similis
Lineage: Eukaryota; Metazoa; Arthropoda; Insecta; Hymenoptera; Diprionidae
Gene: Ciz1
Product: DEK domain-containing chromatin-associated protein 2
Exons: 12
Coding region: 190-2799 (869 amino acids)
Source: RefSeq, a predicted model, not a curated record
CCGCAUCUGCCGCGGAUUCCACCAUUUUACAUCCAUCGAGUAUCUCGUGCACACAGAAAGAUAUUUCGACGAGGAAGCGCGUCAUUUGCAAUAAUUAACAAUUAAGUUUCUAUACUUCUACAUACUAGAAGUACCGAAGUUUAACAUAUCUACUUGACUCUUUCGGGUCAUCGUCGGUAAGCUGUAAUCAUGAGUUACGGAUACAACAAAUAUAGUUCAAGCAUGAGCUCAAGAGGAAGAGGCUUCAGUUCGCGCGGCGGUAGUUCGUAUCGAGGACGUGGGGGUGGAGGAGAUUGGGGCGGAGGUUCAACGACAGGGAUGGGAAGCAGAGGAGGUGGAGGCUAUUCCACAUCCAGAGGAAGAUUCAAUUACUCCACUCCAAGUUAUGAUUCAAGAUCAAAAUAUGCCUCUGGUGGAGGAUCUGAGCGAUACUCAAGCCGGGGAGGAAGAGGCGAUAAUUCUAACAGCUACAAGCGAAGCAGUCGUGACUCUUAUUCUGGCAGAGAUGAACAUAGAUCGUCGAGCGAAUCCAAUCGUAAAAGACUGAGGACUGAUUCGUAUCAGGGAGGUGGUAGCGGUGGGAGUUCGCAGAGGUACUCAUCGUCAUACGGUGGCUCGUCUGCUGCACCAACUUACGAUGACAACAAGAGAUCGUCAUCGUCAAGUGUAUACGAGGAUGGGGGCAAGAGGCCAAGUGAUCGAGCCUCGACGUAUCAUCGAUCUGAAGAGCGUCAUUCAGCCUCGCGUGGGUAUGCACCUCCGCCACCCUCUCGAAAGAGCCAGAUGCCGCCCCCUUCAGCGCCGCGAUACAGUACCCCGAGUCGUGGUCGAAUAUCACACCAAUCCGGUGGAUACAGGGGACGCAUUUCGACCCGAGGAGGUAGGGGCUUUCAUCGUAUCAGCUCUAGAUCUGAUGCAAUUUUGGCUCGCAAGCGAACUCUGCAGUCUCUUGAUUAUCGUCGCAAGCUGAUGGCAUCAAGGUCUCGAGACUACAUUCAACGAGUCCGCAUGACGUCGACAAAGAUACGCAGGAGUAGCGGUACUACUAGGGUUUCCGGAGGUAAAAAGGAUUCUUCGGUGGGCUCCAGUGUUAAGGACAAGGACAGAGAGAUGGCCAAAGCUAUCAAUGCCGCAUUCUCAGACGAUGACGAUGAUGAUGACGACAAGAGCAACUGGGACGACGAUGAAAAGAAUCCGGAACAUGAUGAAGAUGAGGAAGAAGAGGCAGAGGAAAAGAAGAAAAAAGAAGAGAAGAGAAAAAAGGAGAAACUGGACCGAGAAAGAGAGAGACCAAACACCGAAGAUGAGGAGGAUAAAGAAGAAGAAGAGGAAAAGGAGGAUGAUGAUGAUGGAAAGCAUCAGCAGGAAGAACAAGACGAAGUAGAGGAUGAUGAGGGUGAUGAGGAAGACAAGGAAGGUCAUGGACGAGGGGUUGCCACAGACGAACCUGUUCGACGUGCAGACGGAAGGCGGUUCAUCAAGUUAAACUGUCCACAUUGUGCUCAUCGCAGCAUAACUUUCAAGGAAUAUUCUCUCCAUCUCUACUCCGGGCGCCAUAAUGCGGCCAUGCGACGCGUUGCUGCUCGACAUAAGGCCGCACUAGCUCGAAUGCGUGUUAUCCAGCGACAGGAACAACGGCGUGUAGAAGCGAGGGACGCGCAACGCGGAACUUUGCCUUCGAGGACGAUGUUCUGUCCGAUUUGUAAACUGAAUUAUCGAUCGCUGAAGGCGGUGCAUCAGUUGUCAGAUUCUCAUCGUCAAAUGAAGAGUUUUCUAACACCGUUUUGCCGCGUUUGCAGGAUCCAGUUCCGAUCACCUAUGCUUUACGAAAGUCACGUUUGCACCCUCGACCACAUCAAGAGAAAGAGUGUUCUAGACGAAAGAAUUGGUAAUGGAGGUGUGGAUGCUGCCGAGGGAGAAGGAGAGUCCAGUGGUCCUGAUGACGAUGAUAAGGAAGUCAACUUGGACAACUUCAUGACAUUAGAUUCAGUCGGAGACGUAGAUGCUGAAGAAAACGAAGAAGCUGCGGAAAAAAAGAAAAAAGAAAAACCAGAGGGCGAAGCAGUCGGAGAUGGUGAAAAGAAACCCAAGAACAAGCAGAUGAUUAAAGUUGGAGCUGAAUACAUAAAGCGAGUCGAAGUGCAAUUUUGUGAAUUAUGCAAAGUUUACUUGCCACGAAGCGACAACGGAGAGCAAGCUGUUGCGCUUCAUUGCUCCACGCGAAGUCACUUAAAGCGGUACGUUCGUGAUAAUGACGACAAAGCAUUACGACGUCAGGCGGAACGGAUUCAUCUACAAACUUCCUCUUCUGUCAAUGUGAGUUUAACUUCAAACACGUCGACAUCUACUGAAGGCGUUAAAAGUGAAACUGCAAAUAAUGCUACGGCACCUUCGGCUACCGGUGCAAAUGCCGUAUCUCCGGGUAAUGCGAUAAAUGCCGACGGAGCUAAACCUGAUCACAGAGGAUCUGCUGACAUGGAAAAAACCGCUAAAGUAGUUGACAAAGAUGUGGCGGGUGAAGAGGACGACGACGAUGAAUACCAAGGGGACAGCACAGACAAGAUUUGGGACGACGUUGACAAAGAUUUAGGUGACAUUUUGCAAGAAGUUGAACCCGGGACGAAAUCAAGUGACGACGAAGAUUCGCGAUACGACCGUUUCCGUAAUUCCGAAAAAAAAUUACACAGUAAGGAGAAAGAACGGGAAAGGGAAGCUAAUGAAAAAGAGGGAGACGAGAAAGAAAUAAUAACGGCUAAAAAGUCCGAAACAAAGGUAAAACUCGAAAAGGUAGAAAAAUAAGUGAAAGUAAAUUUUGACGAGCGAU